GGGGAUCCCUAGGUUCAUUCCCCAGAAAUCCGGUUGAUUCUUCGAGACCUGCGCGCUCAGCCCACGGAGGAUGCUGCGCUGGUCCAUGCGGCCCUACGACGGUACCUACGCCGCCCUCGCGGGCCUUGAGGCUUGGCCAGAGGCUCUGGACCGGCUGACGCGGGCCAGGGCUGCUGGGGUCAACAGGCUCCCUCGCACCCGCGGCGCCGCCGCCGACGCCGCCGCGUCAGGCGCCGACUGGCGCCUGCCGCUGGCGGUGCUCUCCGAUGCUGCAGACACGGCGGGGGCGCCCGCGCCCGCCGCGUUCCGGUGGGUGGGUGCAGGCGCGCGCGUGGCCGCGUGGGCGCGAGGCUGGCACUGGCACGUGGCGCUGCAAAACUACGAGGCGAGUCUGGAGCACCUCCCGGAUCGGGAGCGUGUCUGCAAGCAGCUCAUCCGCGGAUGCAGCCACAAGGAGCAGGGCUGGAGCGAGGUGCUGAAGAUGCUCGACGCCAUGUACGACGCCGAGCUGCGGCCGGACGGGGAGGUCUACGAGGCCUGCGCUUUCGCCUGCGCUGCGGCGAAGGAAUGGGCCUGGGCAGUGCAGCUCUAUGAGGAGCUGCUUUUCAACAACCUGCGGGCCUCGCCCAGUCUGGAGGCCCUGGCGUUGGACGCCCAAGCCAGGCUCACAGGCGACGCGUCGCAGCCUUCGGCUCUGAUGGAGUCGAAGGGGCUGGGCUGAGAAAACCGACGUGCAGCGACCGCUCACUGAGAGGUGGCAGCAUCAUUGCAGGCGGACCUACGAUUCCCAGCGGGUGCCAGAUGGGCACAUGAAAUUGUGACCCUGGAGGAAUGUGACUUCACCCAAGCCGUCGUCUCCAAGAUGCCUUUCUGUGACACCUCUGAAUCCUCCAGAUUGGCGAUGGCUCCUUUCAUUCGAAUGGCCCAGGGAAAUCUGGCAAGCUGAGCCGUGAACUUCCAGCGGAAGGGGAAGAGGAGGCCGCGGCAGCCUGUCUGAUCUGACUCAGCUCGCAUGGAUACGCAUCUCGCCGCCAGCUUCACACCUCACCAGCCCUCGCCUGGCUCCGAU
Effrenium voratum is the source of this 1069-nucleotide messenger RNA. The record is from the annotation of a GenBank genome assembly. NCBI's taxonomy places the organism in Eukaryota, Dinophyceae, Suessiales, Symbiodiniaceae.